GCUUGUGAACGUGGGAACGUUUGUGGGUUGCUGCGGGUCUGGAGUAAUACUUGUUUGACAGGAAGGUGAAGCGACCUCAGCACAGGGAUAGAAAACAGAAGUUAGUUCUAGUGUGUCUGUGGCAGUUAGCGAGGCAACGGGGAGGCAGACUCGAGAGCUAUAAAUGAUUUGUACGAGUCUAAGCAACAGGGCACAGCGCGAAAUGUCAGGGACUGUUCCAGCCUUGAGCAAAGGGAAGCGCGACUAGUACACCGCAACGCGGAAAAUAUUCAGGGGGAGAGAAUGCGAAUGGUGCGAAGAUGCCGAAAUCAAACAAAAUGGAAACGAUGUAGCGUCGCUGCGGCAUUUCAUAUAGCUAGAACUAACGUUAGAGUAGAGAAUAGAUAGCUAAGGAGCUAGCAGGUUAACUAACAUACAUGUAAAGUUAUUCCCCGGAGAAGCUGAAGCAGAGCCCGGAGGCGUCUGUUGAAUAAGAGGAGUUCAUCAGUGUUGCGAAAUCAAAGAAGAUACAAAAACAAGAAGAUGCUACGGAGAAGACUGAACCGUUUGCUUGGCGGCGAUGAAAGAAGAGUAGACAGUAGGACUAUCUAUGUUGGUCAUCGGUCAUCUUCAACCAGUGAGGCUUUCAUCCCACCCAAGUUCUGUGAUAACAGGAUUGUGUCCUCCAAGUAUACAGUUUGGAACUUUCUACCAAAGAACCUGUUUGAGCAGUUUAGAAGAAUUGCCAAUUUCUACUUCCUUAUCAUCUUCCUGGUGCAGGUAAUAGUGGACACCCCCACCAGCCCAGUCACCAGUGGCCUACCCUUAUUUUUUGUGAUUACAGUAACCGCUAUCAAGCAGGGCUAUGAGGACUGGCUACGGCACAAGGCUGACAAUGAGGUGAAUAAGUACCCAGUGACCGUGCUGGAACAAGGCCGGAAGAUACGGAAGGAGAGUGAGAAGAUCAAGGUUGGAGAUGUUGUUGAGGUGGAGGAAGAUGAGACCUUUCCCUGUGAUUUAAUACUGCUGCAGUCUAGCCGAGAUGACGACACAUGUUUCGUUACCACCGCAAGUCUGGAUGGAGAGUCCAACCAUAAGACACACUACACAGUGCCAGACACGGAGAAGGAUCUGGAAUCUCUCAACGCUACCAUUGAGUGUGAACAGCCACAGCCUGACCUUUACAAGUUUGUCGGCCGUAUGCACAUCUACAAAAAUGAACAGGAGACUGCAGUGAGGUCUUUGGGCCCAGAAAACCUCCUGCUGAAAGGGGCAACUUUAAAGAACACUCAGAAAAUCUGUGGUGUUGCAGUUUAUACUGGCAUGGAGACAAAGAUGGCUCUCAACUAUCAGGGCAAGUCUCAGAAACGCUCUGCUGUGGAGAAGUCUAUCAAUGCCUUCCUUCUGGUUUACCUUUGCAUAUUGGUGAGCAAGGCCCUAGUGUGCACUACUCUUAAGUAUGUGUGGCAAAGCAAGCCCGGGCAGGAUGAGCCUUGGUACAACGAGAAAACCCAGAGAGAGAAGGACACCAAUCUGUACCUAAAGAUGUUCACUGACUUCCUGUCCUUCAUGGUGCUCUUCAACUUCAUCAUUCCGGUGUCCAUGUAUGUGACGGUUGAGAUGCAGAAGUUUUUGGGAUCCUUUUUCAUCACAUGGGACAAGGACUUCUUUGACCCUGAAAUCAAGGAGGGGGCACUGGUCAACACUUCAGACCUCAAUGAGGAACUGGGACAGGUGGAGUAUGUCUUUACAGACAAGACGGGCACCCUCACUCAGAACAACAUGGAGUUCAUAGAGUGCUGCAUUGACGGCUUUCAGUACAAGUACCGGGACGCAAACUCAGAGUUGGACGGAUUCUGUGUCACAGAUGGACCUGUGAACAAAGUGCAGCAGAAAGCUGGCAGGGAGAGGGAAGAGCUGUUUCUGCGUGCCCUGUGUCUGUGCCACACAGUCCAGGUGAAGGAGUCUACUGAGCAGAGCCAAGGGGACGGACUGAUAGACCAGGUGGAUGGCUUCGGGGUGGAUGGAGAGGUGCCUCAUCCACCGCAGGAGCAGAGAGGCUUUAUUGCCUCCUCCCCUGAUGAGGUUGCUCUGGUCAAGGGUGCCAUGAGGUAUGGCUUCACAUUUCUGGGUCUCGAAAGUAAAACCAUGAAAAUUCUCACCAGGAACAAUGAUGUUGAAAUGUAUGAACUGCUUCACGUGUUGAACUUUGACCCAGUGAGAAGGCGAAUGAGUGUAAUCGUCAGAUCCAAAUCAGGUGAUACGUUGCUCUUCUGUAAGGGAGCGGACUCUUCCAUCUUUCCUCGAGUCAGACAGGAGGAGGUUGAACGGAUACGCAUGAAUGUGGAGCGUAAUGCAACAGAGGGCUACCGGACGCUAUGUGUGGCCUACAAAUAUCUCAGUGCAGAAGAGUACGCCCAGGCAGAUGCAGGAUUGAGGGAAGCUAGACUGGCUCUGCAGGACAGAGAGGAGAAGCUCAUUACUGUUUACAACCAAGUGGAGACUGGCAUGAGUCUAAUAGGAGCUACUGCUGUAGAAGAUCGGCUUCAAGAGGAGGCAGCAGAGACCAUGGAGGCUCUGCAGGGUGCAGGCAUUAAAGUUUGGGUCCUAACGGGGGACAAGAUGGAGACGGCAAAGUCCACCUGUUACGCUUGUAGGUUGUUCCAGAGAAAUACAGAGCUGUUGGAGCUGACGGUGCGUACUUUGGAGGAUGGAGGGAGGAAGCGGGAGGACCGACUGCAUGAGCUCUUGCUUGAAUACCACAAGAAAGCUGUACAGGAUGCACCACCGGUAAAGGCUGGCGUCACCAGGACCUGGUCUUCAGCAACCCAGGACUAUGGUUUCAUCAUAGAUGGAGCCACUCUAUCGAUGGUGCUCAACUCCUCCUCUGAAUCCAACUCGAGUCGCUACAAGAACCUGUUCCUGCAGAUAUGUCAAAACUGCGCAUCUGUGCUCUGCUGCCGCAUGGCUCCUCUACAAAAGGCACAGAUAGUUAAAAUGGUGAAGAAUUCUAAAGGCAGCCCUAUCACCCUUUCCAUUGGAGAUGGUGCCAAUGAUGUCAGCAUGAUUUUGGAAGCUCACGUUGGCAUUGGUAUUAAGGGUAAAGAGGGUCGGCAGGCAGUGAGGAACAGUGAUUAUGCCAUCCCCAAACUCAAGCACCUCAAGAAACUUUUGUUGGCUCACGGGCAUCUCUACUAUGUUCGCAUUGCACACCUGGUGCAAUAUUUCUUUUACAAGAACCUUUGCUUCAUCUUACCUCAGUUUUUGUACCAGUUCUUCUGUGGCUAUUCCCAGCAACCCCUGUAUGAUGCGGCCUAUCUGACGAUGUACAACAUCUGCUUCACCUCUAUGCCCAUCCUGGCUUACAGUCUCUUGGAGCAGCACAUCUGCAUGGAGGUUCUGCUGGACAAUUCUACCCUCUACAGAGAGAUUGCUAAGAACGCCAUGCUACGGUGGGGACCGUUCCUCUAUUGGACUCUACUUGGAGUCUUUCAUGGCUUGCUCUUCUUCUUUGGUGUUCGAUAUUUGUUCAGUAACCCAGCACUGCAGGAUAAUGGCCAGGUUUUUGGGAACUGGUCAUAUGGAACAAUUGUCUUCACUGUCCUCGUCUUCACUGUCACACUAAAGCUCGCUCUGGACACGCGGCACUGGACAUGGAUCAACCACUUUGUAAUCUGGGGCUCCCUGGCUUUCUACAUGUUUUUCAGCUUCUUCUGGGGAGGAAUAAUAUGGCCUUUCCUGAAGCAGCAACGUUUGUACUUUGUGUUUGCCAACAUGCUGAGUUCGGUGUCAGCCUGGCUGGUCAUCAUCUUGCUCAUCCUGCUCAGCCUACUGCCAGAGAUCCUGCUUGUGGUGUUCCGCAAGCCCCGUGGGCCCCACACUCGACAGAAGAAGCCGGUUCAGUCGAGCGUGGGGGGCAACCAGUCUCCCCGGUCUUCAGCCAGGCCCCUGCUUAUGAGAACCUUUUCAGAUGAGUCCAAUACUGUCAUUUAAACAGCUGUCAGAGGGUGGCCUCCUACAAACAUCCAGAUUGCAGCGGUCACACCACUAUCCUACAAGCACCUGAAGGAGCGCGAAUAAAAGGUGGCAAGGACUCCCAACAAUGGUGGCAUCAGCCACUUUCAGAGUCCUGUACCAGUCAGGUCAGAGCCGUCUGCCAUCAUGCCUGAUCUGAGAAGUGGAGGAGAAGAAAAGGAGGAAGAAAAAGAGAGAUGUGCUAACUGAGGGGGAAGGGAUGAAAAGGGGUUUAUCAGUCUUUGACUUGACGCAUC
This is a messenger RNA of Perca fluviatilis (European perch), 4250 nucleotides long. It is a transcript of the gene atp11c, whose product is annotated as ATPase phospholipid transporting 11C. Gene Ontology annotation, biological process: phospholipid translocation. The record is from RefSeq and is a predicted model, not a curated record. The transcript is spliced from 31 exons. Gene Ontology annotation, cellular component: recycling endosome; endoplasmic reticulum; trans-Golgi network. Gene Ontology annotation, molecular function: ATPase-coupled intramembrane lipid carrier activity; magnesium ion binding; ATP binding. NCBI's taxonomy places the organism in Eukaryota, Metazoa, Chordata, Actinopteri, Perciformes, Percidae. Bases 523 to 3972 code for a protein of 1149 amino acids.